GUGCUGUUUGACGUGUUUGUUUUGGAGGCCAACCUCUGUUGUUCUGUGAACUGUAUAUAAAAUGUUUGUUCCUAGAGCUCACACACUUUCUCCCAGCCUUCACCUGACAUUCGCACACACCUCAGGAACCAUGUCUGCUGCUUACCUUCUUCUCCUGCUGGUCCCCGCGAUCUCAGCUCAGACUUUUCACUGGGGUGCCUGCCCUAUUCCAGAGGUGCAAUCUAACUUCACCCUUCAACCGUACAUGGGUAAGUGGUAUGAGAUUGAAAAGCUGCCCGAUAUUUUUGGAAGAGGACAGUGUAUCAGGGAGGAAAACACCAUGAUGGAAGAUGGGUCUGUUCAAGUGUCGUACUCACAGGUGUGGGACCCCCAGAACCAUCAGGGUAAAAGGUGGUACCUGGAAGGGACAGCCAAGGUUAUAGACCCACAAGAACCAGCCAAGCUUGGAGUCAACUUCUUGUCUUUUCUUCCUUACACCCCAUACUGGGUUCUGUCAACCGACUACACCAACUAUAGCAUUGUGUACUCCUGCAAAGAUGUCUUUGGGAUCUUCUACUUUGAUUUCGCCUGGAUUCUUGCGCGGUCGCCUUCUUUGCCUCCACAGAUGGUGGAUCAGGCCAAGCGGAUGCUGAUCAGCGGGGGGAUCGACAUUUCCAAUAUGACUCCCACAGAUCAGAGCUGUAGCGUUUAGCAAGAACUGGCAGAGACGUUCAGUUAUGGUAGAGUGUGUUUUUUCUCUCUGAAGGUUUUUUCCUUGAUUACCUACGCCUGUAACUUUUUACAUGAGCCAUUGUUUUUAAAAAGUACAUUAUUUUUGUGUUUUAAUAUGUUUUGCACAUGAACACAGAAAUGGUUUGAACUCUGUGUGAGCCGCUUGAUAGUUGGAAACUAUUCAGUAAAAGCUGUCCUAUUUUUAAAGGUUUUGGAUUUAAUCAACUAAGCAGUGUUUGCAUAUCCUUGAUUGCAUGUAAUAAUCCAUGAAACAUGCUGUACUUGGUGUAGGAAAAACUUUGCUAAGAUUCUGCUGACAUUAAAGAUGAACCGAUUAAACACUG
Messenger RNA from Neolamprologus brichardi, 1055 nucleotides. RefSeq names its product apolipoprotein D-like. Gene Ontology annotation, biological process: lipid metabolic process; response to reactive oxygen species; brain development. The record is from RefSeq and is a predicted model, not a curated record. NCBI's taxonomy places the organism in Eukaryota, Metazoa, Chordata, Actinopteri, Cichliformes, Cichlidae. Gene Ontology annotation, molecular function: lipid binding. Gene Ontology annotation, cellular component: cytoplasm.